UUCCGAUUUCAAAAAAUAUGCCUGAAUAAAUUGAUUUUAUGGUUAGCUAAAGUAACUGAUUAUCUGAGGCAAUUAGUGGUAUAUACAAGAAGAUUGAUUGUCAUAAAAUUGACAAACGUGUAAACUUUUAACAGAUCACAGAGUAAAAUGCCAAAUAAAUUAAAAAAAAGAAGAUAGAACAUAACCUAACAUUAAAUAUAAAUAUUACCCAAUUUAAAACUUGAACAAAAAAGAAAUAUAUUGUACGAUUAUAAACAUGAUUAAGUUUCCAAAUAUAUUUAAAUUUUCCCGGACUCCAGCUAUCCAUUAUUAUUGUUGUAAAUAUUCUAGUAACAAAGAUACAACUCCCUCGAUUGUUACAGAAGAACCAAAAGAACUAGUUCGCAAACAAUUUGAUCUCAAAGAUGUUAAAGCCUCAGAUAUGCAAUGGAGGACACCCUGGCACCAAAAGGAGGGAGAGUAUUACACUGCAUUAAGAGUAUUUUAUAAAGAAGAGAAUCGAACGAGUAUGCUUCAAAAACUUCAAGCUCCGAUCGACUUGUCUCCAUCUGCUAUUAAAAAUUGGUGGGCUAAACAAAAAGAAAAGAAAGAAAUUAUGAUGCAGUCGUACAUACCUGAUAGACAUCGUAUUCUAGGUAACGAAUUAGCUGCAGCACAUUUUAUUGUACAUAGAGGAGGUUCCAUAAAGUUCUAUAAUGAAGACAAAUGGAUAAAAGCAAAUGAAGAUAAUGAAUAUGUACUUCCAAGAUUUUAUGAAGAAGAGAAGGUUCUUCAAGCUAUAGACUGUAGUGAUAUGAAUCUUUAUUAUGAAGGGUUGGUUAAUUUGAGGGAUUUAAGGAAAGUGGAAUGGUUGAGUUUUAAUGGUUGUGAGCACAUAGAUGAUUGGUGUUUAGAUAGAAUUAGUAAUAUAUUUAGUCACAGUCUGAUUUACUUAGAUUUAAGAAAUUGUCCAAAUAUUACAGCAAGAGGUAUUGGUGCUUUAUAUAAGUUGCAGCAUUUAAAAAUUUUAUAUUUGGAUGAUUUCUAUAAAUCAACGCAUUACGAAUUAACUUGUUUAUUAUUACAAGAAGUUAAUCCUGAUUUAGAUGUAAGAAGUGAUCCUGUUACAUUUGAGCUUUCAUAAUAAAAAUAUUAAUAUUUA
Molecule: messenger RNA, 1141 nt
Organism: Psylliodes chrysocephalus
Lineage: Eukaryota; Metazoa; Arthropoda; Insecta; Coleoptera; Chrysomelidae
Source: the annotation of a GenBank genome assembly